AUGAAGCCACAUAAGAGGGACAAUUACUAUGGGCUGAUCGACUUUCUUGAACAACGCGGGAAUUUUGACCUACUCGCACGAAAAUCAGUUGAAGAAAGACGCACAUGUUUUGGGGAAUAUUUGGUGGCUAAUGAACCUCUCGAGUUGUGUGAGUCACAAGCUUCGGAACCAAAGUCAGUAGAACGCGCCCUGCGCAUUUUUAUGGAAAGAGAGGACAAUGGAGAGCUGGAGAGACAGUUUGCUGAAGAAGCAAGGCAAGUAUUUUACGAAGGAAAUACGUUUGUGGUGUGGUCGGGGAUUUUGGAGCGCUUUCUAAGAGGAAGUUACGGGGAUGAAACGAGUCGCAUUCCGGUAUGCGAGCUUGUGCGGACAAUGACGAUGAAAUUCACUUCUUACGUGGAAAUCUUUGAAUUUCUCGAACAGGCUGUUCGGAAACGUCGCCGCUUUACCCGGAGUGUACCAGUGGAAGUCGACUACGAUAGAGCACGCCAUGGCACUAGUCCGGGAAUGUUGCGAACGUUGCGUGUCGUCUUGAAGAUCCUACAAAUUAUCCUUUACUAUAUCAUUAAGCAGAUGUUUCUGUCUUUUGUGCGAAGUUUGGUGUGGAUUGGAAAGAGAUUGACUGGCCGCUAUACAGAGGCUGGCUAA
Molecule: messenger RNA, 648 nt
Organism: Metarhizium robertsii ARSEF 23
Lineage: Eukaryota; Fungi; Ascomycota; Sordariomycetes; Hypocreales; Clavicipitaceae
Exons: 1
Coding region: 1-648 (215 amino acids)
Source: RefSeq, a predicted model, not a curated record